UGACUAGUUUCCGCUGCUGAUGUUGACCUGAGACUGUACUUGUUAAACAGACCAGAUGAGAAGGUUGCCAUGGGGAUAUUGAGAUCAACGAACUCUACUCUGGGAGACCUCCCACUGGUCUGAUCCUGAACACAGUGGAGUGUGAGUGCCACACACACUGCUCUGGUGAUUCCGCCAAAGGCCUGAUCGCUGUCACCAGAGCGCCCACUGGUGUUUGACAGGGGAAGGACGACUCUGCGCGGGCAGCGCGUCAGAUUUCCUCCGCCUUUUUUGACUUGUUGGAAACUAGAGCCACAGCCGGAGCGAUUACAGCCGAUAACAAAUGUCACUGUGCUUGUUUAGCCGACCUGGGUGUUCUGGUGAGCCUUCAGAUCAGCCGUCACUCCUCCCCUGCCUGAACGUGCAGUGUGACGUAAUUAUGCCAGGAUGGAAAAGAUUUCUGCACCUGUUUGUGUUCUGCUUCUAUGCUCAGGUAACCAAUCAGUCCCCGCCUAAUUUCACGCAGCAUGUAAGCGAGCAGAGCAAGGUGACGGACCGGGUGAGCCGCAGGCUGAUCCGGAUCUACCAGCUGUACAGCCGGACCAGCGGCAAGCAUGUGCAGGUCCUGCCCAACAAGAAGAUCAAUGCCAUGGCCGAAGAUGGAGAUGCGCACGCGAAGCUCAUCGUAGAGACCGACACGUUUGGAAGUCGAGUUCGCAUCAAGGGAGCUGAGACGGGCCUCUACAUCUGCAUGAACAGGAAGGGGAAGCUCAUUGGCAAGGAAAACGGACAGGGCCGCGACUGCAUCUUCACCGAGAUCGUCUUGGAAAACAACUACACAGCCCUGAGGAACGCCCGGUACGACGGCUGGUACAUGGCCUUCACUCGCCGCGGCCGGCCACGCCGGGGCUCUAGGACACGCCAGCACCAGCGUGAGGUGCAUUUCAUGAAGAGGUUGCCGAAGGGGCAGCAGCCCACCCAUCCAGGUCAACAUCGGCCUUUUGACUUCAUCCACUACCCUUUCAGUCAAAGGACUAAACGCACACGGUACUCUUCACGGCACUGAGGUGGAAUAGAAAGACCCGAAAACAAAAAAGGGAGGACAAAAGAACUUAAAUAUUGACUGAAAUACCGAAACAUUAUGUGUCCCUCUCGAAAACGAACCUUUAGAUAUUUUUUUGUACUGUAUCUUAACUCGUAGCCUAUUUUCAAAUGUUCUCAAGUGAACAAUGGAAGUUCAUGGACAUAAAAGAAUAAGAAAACAUACAUAUUAAAAUCUAUUUUUGUACUCCAGACUUUUUUUUUAGUGCUGAGAAUUUCUGUUUCAGGGCCCCGUCAUUCGUCUCGUUUUCAGCAUCUUUGUAGAGUGUGUCUUUUUGAUUUGUUGCAUAUCAUUUUAACUAGAGGAGACGUUUUUUAAAUUCUUUUUUGGACUUUCGCCUGCUGCUCAAGGAGACUUGAAGGACCCUGAGCGGCCGCACUGCCAGGAAACGCUGAGUUUACGGACACACUGUGAGACACGACACUGCAGAGCGCAGGAAGUAACAGCACAGGGGGGGGGGGGGACACUUUGGUGUUCAGGCUGUGUGCCAGACGUUUCAUCUUUACUGAAUUCAUUUAAGCAAACUGAGCGCUCAUAGCAUAUUAUGGGACGAUGUGGCAGCUAUAAUUUAUAUUAACAGGUUUCCUGAUCUGACUGUAGUGACUCAUGUACAAAAUGUGUUUACCCCCUUUCCUGCCCCCUCACCUUAUGGGUUGUUGUUUCACUCUUAAUGUCUGUUUUUAUACAUAUAUGAAUAUAUUUUUUAUUUGAGGAUGUGCAUAAUAAUUUUAAAGAUGGAAUAUUUAUUUAAGAGGUGUAACAAAUGUACAUUAGGACACUGACAUUAAACUCCUGUUUGAUACGUG
This is a messenger RNA of Xiphophorus hellerii (green swordtail), 1887 nucleotides long. It is a transcript of the gene fgf8a, whose product is annotated as fibroblast growth factor 8a. Bases 323 to 1045 code for a protein of 240 amino acids. The record is from RefSeq and is a predicted model, not a curated record. The transcript is spliced from 5 exons. Lineage: Eukaryota; Metazoa; Chordata; Actinopteri; Cyprinodontiformes; Poeciliidae. Gene Ontology annotation, molecular function: growth factor activity.